Messenger RNA from Verticillium dahliae VdLs.17, 2475 nucleotides. RefSeq lists its product as uncharacterized. Gene Ontology annotation, biological process: proteolysis. The record is from RefSeq and is a predicted model, not a curated record. Bases 1 to 2337 code for a protein of 778 amino acids. Lineage: Eukaryota; Fungi; Ascomycota; Sordariomycetes; Glomerellales; Plectosphaerellaceae. The transcript is spliced from 4 exons. Gene Ontology annotation, molecular function: calcium-dependent cysteine-type endopeptidase activity. Gene Ontology annotation, cellular component: cytoplasm.
AUGGCCGCCGUAGCCGCAUCUAAAGGCAAAAGGAUACAGCAAGCGCCUCAAGCGGCCAUUGACGAGUUCUGGGAUAAGUUUACCACCAAAGCUCCAGGCAAGGUUAUUCCCAGGAACCCCCACGUCGAAAAGGCAGUCAAGAGAACGACACACACCUCAUUCGAUGAAGCGGUGGCCCUCUGCCGGACCAAAGUGCGCAAGAUCGUGGAUGAAUGCCGCGCUGUUAACCAGAAGUAUCGCGACCCGCAUUUUGAUCUUGAGUUCGAUUUGAAAUUCGGAAGUCGAAAUUGUCUCGACUCUCUUUGGAACAUCAAAGAUAGAGAGCCGCCGGAUCCUUUGCUGCGACCGAGGUCCAUCAAACGGGUGGUUGACAUAUUUGAUGAGCCUCAAUUUUACAUCGACGACGCUACUGCCAACGAUGUGCGCCAAGGUCGUGGGGGGGAUUGUUGGCUAAUGGCAGCCCUGUGUGGCCUCAGCAAUAAACCUGGCCUGAUCGAAAGGGUGUGUGUUUCGCAUGACCAGGAGGUCGGCGUCUAUGGCUUCGUCUUUCAUCGUGACGCUGAGUGGUUCAGUGUCAUCAUUGACGACAAGCUUUACCUCACAAAGCCUGAUUACGACGAAAGCUACCUUGAACGGAAUCUUUGGGAUGACCGAGAACGCAUCAACUCAGAAGAUGCCUACCGCAAAAUCUACCAGUCAAACAGCGGCGCCUUGUAUUUCGCCCAAUGUGAGAAUCCAAACGAAACGUGGCUUCCGCUAUUGGAAAAGGCUUACGCGAAAGCUCAUGGUGAUUACUCUGCCAUCGAGGGCGGUUUUACUGGCGAGGCCGUCGAAGACUUGACCGGAGGGGUUACGACUGAGCUUUAUACCACAGAUAUUCUGAGCAAAGAGGUUUUCUGGAAGCAGAAGUUGCUGCGCGUGAAUCAAGAUUGCCUCAUCAGUUGUUCGACUGGAUUUGCUUCAAGAGGCCGGGGUGAGCGUAAUGGAAUCGUCGAGAUGCAUGCGUACAGUAUAAUGAAGGCAGUUGAGCUCAACGGGGAACGCCUUGUUCACCUCAAGAAUCCAUGGGGCAAAGGAGAGUGGAAAGGUGCAUGGUCUGAUGGCUCGAAGGAAUGGACUCCAGAAUGGCUACGGCAACUCAACCACACUUUCGGCGAUGAUGGAGCCUUUUGGAUCUCUUAUACCGACCUCUUAAAGAAGUAUUCAAUGUUUGACGUUACUCGCCUCUUCGGCUCCGACUGGACUUCGAAAACGAAAUGGACCACUCUAGAGGUUCCUUGGGUUUCGGACUACCACAAAACUUCUUUCGCUCUGACUAUUACUAGGGCUGGACCGGUAGUCAUCGUGCUAUCACAGCUGGAUGAUCGCUACUUUCGAGGCCUGGAAGGUCAAUAUCGGUUUGAUCUUGGCUUCCGCUUGCAUAGAGCUGGCGAUGGAGAGGCCUAUGUCGUUCGCAGCGAGCCUGCAUACCGAAUGAGAAGAUCGGUCAACGUCGAGCUUGAUCUUGAAGCUGGCGACUACGAAGUCCACGUCCGUGUUGAAGCCACUCGCAACGACGACCUACUUCCCACCCAUCAAGUGAUUCGCAAGUACGCCAAAAGUCGGCGAGACAAGUUGAUGCAUACCGGAUUGGCAUAUGAUAUCGCUCAUGGGAAAGGUUUAAUGGGAGCCAAAGCAAAAUCUACGUGCGCCUCUGACGAGAAGGUGCAGGGUGCCCACGAACAAGACCAACUACGCUCGACCAUUCGAAGCAUACUCCAGGAAGGAGAGAAGCGGAGAUCUUGUGAUUGGACAGGAAACCAGGAGAGCAGGUUUACGAGGACCGGUCGCACGGUUUGGCGUCAGCCAGAAGUAACUUCUGACAAUCGCAGUUCCAACAGCUCUGACGCCGGUCACGAAGGCAGCGACUGCAUUGCAACUAUGUUAGAAAUGCGGGGGAAAGAGAUCGAGAACGCAGCGAGGAAUAAAAAUACGGGCAACCCGACCAACAACAACACAGGCUCCCCGUGCCACUGUCCUUCCGCCUCAGCAUUGCCCACUUCAGAAGAGCCGGACGAAUUUGAGAUGAACCCCUGGAACGCUGUAGUUGUGGUUGGUUUGAGGGUAUAUCACAUGGUCGGGCCCGAGUCGCAAGCCCAACAAGAAACAGGUGAUGUGGUCACGUUGCAGGUCCUGUCUCCCCAGACCAGGGUCGAAGACGAAUCCUCAGAUACUGCCAUGCAGGUUGCGGAGACGACAAAGGGCCUUGAUAUUGACGACACGGAAAAAGAUGCGACUCUAAAUGGGGGUAUCAAGCAGAGGAAGAAAAGCAUCGUGGUCCGCACGAGUGACGGCUGAUGCUGAUGCAUUAUCAUGGGGCAAGGUGUCACCUGUUGAAUAGGUGGGUGGCCAGUUCUAUUCGUGGCAUCCCGGCCUGGUAGCAAACGCCAGCGACAGUAACCUAAAGUAUCGAUACCAAGUAAUACGUUAUCAUGU